AUGUCAUCUGCAUCCUCAAGCAACAUGAUCCAUGAUUUCCCCUCUAAACAUAUACCGUCGUCGACGGAGAAUGCAUCAUAUCCUCUUGACAUUCAUUUUCUUUUAAGAACACAGCUUCAAAAAAAGCGACGAUCAAAACAUUUAGAGGGAGGAUCUGAAAACGAUCUAGAGGAGCAUGUUUGCUUGUUAACAAGAAAAAAUCAUAAUGAAGAUGAAAACCUGUCUCUCAGCUCUCUUGAAAGCACUUCUUUGAAGCAGCAAGAUGAAGUAGAGACAAGCGAUUCAGAAGGUGAUUUCGAGAAUGUGAUACGAUUUAUUGAUGAGGGGGUUGACAAAACAGAGCAACUGGGCAAGAAAGUACCUUCUGUCACGUCUAACAUUAUGCAUUGCGACAACAAUUCAACAACCAUCAAUGAAAAGACAACUAAAGACUCUUAUAUUGAGCAGCUGAAAAUCAAAUCUAUGCCAAUAAGCAAAUGCAUGUCAAGCGAGAGCACAUUUCACAAAGGAGAAAGUAAUACAAAUUCAACUGUUGCUACCGAACUUGGUUUGUUUGAGCUGGAGGACGAUGUUGCAUCCUCUUUCUUGACAGGUCAGAAAAAAGACCAAUUGAACACCCAGGAAGACGACAUUUUGCUGGAGGAUGAAGAUGAGAUGGAGAUACCUUCACCCAACUCCACUUCACUCUUCCAUUUGAUGAGGGAAUUGGAGAGAGUCAAGAAGGAAAACCGACAACUCAAGCAGACCAUUCUAGAAUUGCAACAACGAGAAAACAACCAUUCAAAAGUUCAAUGA
This is a messenger RNA of Naegleria fowleri, 795 nucleotides long. RefSeq lists its product as uncharacterized. NCBI's taxonomy places the organism in Eukaryota, Heterolobosea, Eutetramitea, Acrasida, Naegleriidae. The transcript has 2 exons. The record is from RefSeq and is a predicted model, not a curated record. Bases 1 to 795 code for a protein of 264 amino acids.